Messenger RNA from Rhea pennata, 11984 nucleotides. It is a transcript of the gene MVB12B, whose product is annotated as multivesicular body subunit 12B. Gene Ontology annotation, biological process: viral budding; regulation of epidermal growth factor receptor signaling pathway; virus maturation. Lineage: Eukaryota; Metazoa; Chordata; Aves; Rheiformes; Rheidae. The record is from RefSeq and is a predicted model, not a curated record. The transcript is spliced from 10 exons. Gene Ontology annotation, cellular component: ESCRT I complex; late endosome. The coding region runs from base 6052 to 6921 and encodes 289 amino acids.
GCAAGUGGAUCGGUACCUUCACCGCGUCUCUUGGUCAGCUGUGGUAACGGCCUCUCUGGCCUGCCUCGUCACCAAGGCCCGGUGACCUCCACCUCCCCGAGAGUGCAGUGAAGGCUUUAUUAGUGGCCAGUGAGGGGGAAUAACAAAAAAUAUCUCCACAUAUUUUUGCUGUCUUUUGCCGGAAGUACUUACCACACGGAUUCACCUGCCUGCCCGUCUUUCUCGCCUGCUCUCAGAGGUUUCUGCACAGCUUGAGGUGGUAGCGUGCGUUAUUUCUCUCUACAGCUCUAACCAGAACCCUGGUACCCGACUGCCUUUGUUAUUUCUCAUAUUAUGAAGACUUAGGAAUUUUCACUUUCGUGUUCAGAAAGGUUCAUAAAGAUCUUCUAAACUUCAGUAUUUUCUAGGCUUUCUUUAGGUUGGGGCCUUCACAGCUUGAUCAUGGUAACACAAGUUCUGAGUACUUCAGCUGAGAGGCAAGCUGGGCUUCAGCAGGUGCUCAGCUGGUCAAGUUAAAAUUUAUUUUUCUCCAUCUUGUAUUUUAUUUUAACUGAGCUAGGACUUGCUAAAAUAUACCUGUGUCUAGCCUGCCACGUUGUGUGACAAGUCAGCAGCGCGAUUCAGCUUCAUCCCUGUAAUUCUUAGAUGAAAUAGCCUUAUCCAUUUGCUUUUCUCAGCAUACUAAGAUGAAAACUUAGUUUGAGAUUCUGGAAGUGUGAAACUAAUCACAAAAUAUUUCUGUUUUGUAGUGUACACUUCUCUCUGACAACGUGAAUCCCAGGCUUAAGGGUUCCUUUAACCCCCAGGGACUUUUUUGUACACCUGCCAAGAUAGAAAUAACAGAACUGAAUGCCAUGUAAAUUUUGCUACCCUGGUGCAAGGUCAUCUCUGUAGGGAAAUCUAUUUUGGUUUGAAAUAGGACACUCUUCACAUGUUAGUGUCCAUAGUUAGAACUGUUGAGAAGUAAUGCAAGGUCUGAAUUUGGCUAAUUCUGUUAUUUAAGUUCCUGUUUCCAUUUAGUUCUGUCACAAACUGGAAAUUUUGCAACUGAUACAGGGGCAGCUGUCUCAGAAGUGGGAGUUCAUCUUUAGCUUUUGUGUAGAGAUGAUUCCAGACAUAACUUGGUGAAACUUGAAACUGAAAUUCUGUCUGCUUGUGAUCAUGCAGGCUUCUAGAGCACAGACCACAUGUCCAGUCUUGGUGUCUGUUUUUUUGAUUGAAGCUAUGUAGUAUUCCAUGAAUGGAAGUAGAGAUUUGGCUGCGGCUCUGUCCUGUUCGGGUGUGCGUACGCUUAGGUGGCGAGUGGAUUAAACGUGCGGAGAUACACAUCCGUCUAAGGUUCAAACGAUCCAUAUUAUAGCAGUAGUAGCUACCUCACUUUUGAAAUGAUGCAAGGAUACCUGAGCAUGUGAAUGAAGGUUUUAGCAGUGUGUCUGCUUUGGUUUUAUAAGAUUAUUUCCUACAGGGUGCAGGAGGUUAGUGAGGUAGUUGAUAAUUCUUUUCCAGUUUUCCCUCAGCUCAUGCUUUUCUGCCUGUCAGAAAAGCAAGUUAGUGUCAAAGCGUGGGGCUUGUAGUUGAGGAAGAAACAAUACUACAAUUAUCUUUUUAACUCCUUUGCUAUUUAACUUCAGAGCUUGACCUGUUUUGUUGGCAGCAUGAUGUUUCUUUAGCAAAUACAUCAUCAGGCCUGAUUCACCACCAGCUUGUGAACUUGUCUAAUUUGUUAAAAUGGAAUGCCAGGAAGGAAAAAUACUCCACAAAAUGACACAUUCGCUUCUAAAAGUGUUAUCUCUGUUGUAUAUGUCACAGCCAAAACAUAGCAGUGUGUGUGGUCAGAUCACCCUAAUGGAAUACUUGAAAUGGACAGUGAAGCCAGCAGAAAAGUAUGUGCAGGAUAAACUAAUAAAAGCAGAGAUGAGCUAGCUAGAAAAUGGGUGAGAGACAAUCCAGGAAUGUGAGAGAGCAAAAAAAAAAAAAAAAAAAAAAAAAUGUGAGUGGGCUGUGUUAGGGGGGUUCCAAAAGCCAGGCAGAUGGGGAGACCUGUAACUGUGGGCAUGGACUGCAGAACAGCCAUCCUCAGGGUGAUGGGCUGGAAUAGACCUCAUGAUAUCUCAGGACCACAUGAGGCUUGGGCAGCCGAGGCAGCUAUCUGGAGCUUCCUGCUUCCGACAGUCAGCAGCACGCUUUAUGCUAGCAGGGAAACAAGGGCCCUGUGUUAGAAAAUCGUCUCAGGAAUAGAGCCAGUGUUCGUGUUGGAAGUAAAUACUUUGCAGGUAGGUGGACCCGGCUCUGAACAAAAGUGAGUAUUGUGUGGUGAUGGAUCAAACCUAGAUUCUGUGGCUAGAUUACAUUUGUGUGGCUUUCUGACAAAAUGUCACUGCAUACUGUCUGCAUCAGCUCCUGGGCUGUUCCUCCCCUUGUCCAUACCUUGUUGUUUGCCCUGUAGGCUGACAAAGUCUCUGGAGUCAGAGAUGGCAGAAUUAGACAGAAGCCACUUCCUCUGUUUUGUAUAAAGGGCAUGAAUCUGUUGGCCUAGAAUUUCCUGCUGCAAAGAGUUUUGGAAACCUUGUUAGCUGAUCUGUGCAGAGUCUCGGCUUGCUGCAAGGCAUGUCUGAUGCACAUCUCUGCUACCCAGCCUCCAUGCACUGUGGCUAGCAGAGCGAUCUGUGUCUGCCUUGAAAUGAGGGUCCUUGCUUCAUUGCUGAUGGACCAGGAUAGUUUUGCCAGUGUUUUCUCUAGGAAAGUCUAUUCCUACCUUUCAUCCCCGAAUGGGGAUCUUCCUGUGCUCUCAGGUCACCACAAGGAAGAUCAAACACUGGCUUAAGUGCAACAAUUUGCAACUGUGUGUAAGGUUUGCUGCUGAUGCAAACAGAGUUCCCUGCUGUUGUUGCAGAGCAUGAGAGUAUGUACACAUCUGCUUGCCUCUCAGGUUACAGAUCCAUCUUCCACUAAUGUUGGCCAGGUACUGAGGGCUUCACAGAUGUAGCUUGUUUGGGCAGCAUUGCUGGCAGCGGGGGUGUACCAAGUCAGCUCAAGUAUCUCUAUUCCAUAUACCUGCAAAGAUGCCUGAUCUGCUGUUGCCAGCCAUGCUGAGCCAGGCCUGGAUUGGUGCCACACAGAGCGAGGAGAGGGGGGACAAAGCAUGUAAGGCAGGUAUUUUGGGAGAGGUGAAGAGAAGGAGGUGACAGAGGUGGUUCCUAGAAGAGCCUUGUGAAGGCAGUGCCUAUGGCUCCCCUAAUCUGCAUGCUGUGUGCAGGAGGAGGCCUUUGGUUGCAAGUUCAGCAGAAGGAUGGUUCCCCAGUGCUGUUGGGCUGAGCCAGCUCCGACCGCAAGCAUAGCACAAGGAGAGAUCCCCCUGCUGCAGGCAGGGAUUGAAAUCCCUGUAGCCCUCCUCGCUGCCUGCUCUCCCCUGGCUGGUGCCAUGAGGAGAGAAGGCAGAUAAACACGGCUAGUUAGAGAAGCCGUUUAGAAUAAAGUCAGCCACAUGUCCACUGCGAAUCAAAAGCCCAUUCUCUGCUUGUCCCGAGGGCAUCCCCGCCUGCUCUGCCAAGCACUGCUCCUCUGCUCCCUGCAGCAGGAUGCACGUAACAGCAGUAAUUUUCUUUGGUGGAGGCACGUCCUUUCCCCGCUUGCUUUGUCCUAGUGGCCCCACAGUGUCUGUGAGCUUCUUCCUGCCCUGGGGCUUGCGUCCGGCUUCCCUUCCUGCCUUGGGGGGCUGUGAAUGGAGGUGAUGGGGCAGCUGAGGACCGCUCCACGGAGCAUGUUUCCAAAUAACCAGGCAGAUAGGUCAGAUUAGCAUUGCUUAAAGAGAGCUUCAUUAAAAUAACAGGCUUUCUAAUAGGAAUGCUUAUUCCUGUUAUUUCACUUUUUUUUUUAAUUUUAAGCUGAAAGACAUGAUAGAAAAGAAACUAAGCUUUGCAGAUGCUUCUGAGGGAGAAGUGAAGUGUAACUCAUCACAUGUAUGAUUGCCCAGCCAGAAACUCCUCCCUAACCUGCAUAGAGUUUACAAAAUCAAUCAUCCGUGUGUACAAACUGGUUUCUACUGCUUCAUGUCUGUUCCAGAUGGAUCCUCGGUACCAUAAACAAAAGGAGAAGUUACCCUUAGCAGGCGACCACUCAGAUCCAUGUACAGGUUUCCACAGCUCGCUUGCACAGCUCUUAGCGCGGAGGAGCCCCGGCCUGCGCCCCAGUCCUUGCUGCAGGAGAAACGCGCGGGCCCCACUGGCUCUGGGGUGCGCAGCGAUGCACGGAGAUCUAGUUGCUCUUUUUCCCAACAGAGGCCCUGUUCCCACGUCCCUGCCGGCUCCUGGGCCCGGCUGCAGUCUGGGGGCCGGGCAGGGGCAGCGUGCCCGGAGCUGGGCGGCAGGAGCAGCCGCGAGGAGCCCAGCCGCUGCCCGCCGCCCACUCGCUGCUCUCGGGUGCCGCGAGGGACCCUCUGGACCCGCCACAUCUGCAGCUUCGAUCUUCUGCCAUCUCGAGGCGGAAAGCCCUGUUCGUUAGUGCUCAGCCGCUGCUGUUACCGCCGUGAAAAGGCUUUGUGUGAGCCGAGACAGAGCGAGGAUUGAUGGAGCUUCCGCUCCCCUCCCCCUGCCGCGCGCGAGUCAGGCCCCCGCAAACAGCGUUGUGCCGCUCGGCUCGUCCGCAGAGGUGCCCCUCUUCCCCCCGCCCCGGGCAGAGGCCUGCCGGGACGAGGGACGCACCUCCAGGACCCUGUCCCCAGGGCGCCGCUAGCAGCACCCCCUCCCUCCGCGGCCGUGCUCGGGCCUGGGGGCGGCCUGCUGCCCGUUGCUCCCCGUCGGCCGGCCCCAGCUCGCCCCAGGCUCUCGGCUUGUCCCCCAAAGCCGCCUCAGGAACCUCCUCUAGCGAGUCUGCCUCCCGCGUUAGCCUUGUUCCUAUGAGCAGUGUUGUAAAAGAGGAGGGGCAGAGAACAUUUCCUUCCCAUCUGUCUUGGUUGGUCCAGGGUUUUGGAAAGGGGCAAGGGCUCUCUGGUCACCACCUGAGAUGAAACGAUAGUGCUGAUCCAGCACAUAGCAGCGUUGUUCUCCUGUGUGCUCCCUCGGGGCCGUGCUGCUGCUCUGGGAACAUGCUCCGCUGCCUCUGGCACCCCGUGGAGCCGCGCAGAGGGAGAGGGUGCCUCGUUGGACGACAUGUUUGCUGGUGGUAGGGGGUGUUUGGAGGAAAGAUCUGCUUUCCCUCAGUACAGCAGCAAUAUUGCUAAAAUCUACUAUGGGUUUUUCUUCAGUGCAUUAGGGAAGAGCAUUAGUUAGUUACCUGUGGUACAGUUCCAAAUGACCUCGCGGAAGCCAGUAUCAGCAUUCAUUAUCUCGCAGCUCCUCCCAGUGUGUAAUAACAAGUCAUCAAGUUAUUGCGAGUGACUUGGAAAAGUUUCAAAAAGCAUGUGUUCAUAUGAAGAACAGAUUGUAAGUUCUUUAUUAAAUUCCCAUUAUGUUUGUUCGGUCCUGUGUAUUUUCGUCCCUCCUCUCUGGAUUAUUUGCAAGAUAUUUUGAGGAGCUUGUGGGCUGCAGUGCGGGAACGCUGCAUGGUUUGGUUUGUCUGAAUUGUGCUUAGCUGCAUGUGGGAGUAGUGUCCUCUGUGCAAGGUCUGCAGUGGGGUCUGAGGAUUUCCUUGUUCUUCCCUGAUGCUGAGGAUGACGACACUGCUGUGAUGGAGGGGGGUGAUGAGCAAGUAAAGUUCAGGAUGCACUUGUGGUUGUGCUUUGGAAAUUAAACUACACAGAGGACAAAGUGAGUCCACUUCAGUUGGCUCUAGGCUUUCUGGAUGCUAGUCUAGGUGAGGAAGCAGAACUCGUUCCUGGAUUUGGUUCAUUGGCAAUUGUGUUUUCAUCAGUUCUGAUCACUGGCUUCUGUUAUUUUGAAUGCUUCAGAUAGUCUGGUUGUUUGUAUGGUAUUAUUAUUUACUUAGGGCCCAGACUUGCUCUUUUUUGUUGCCUGCAGCACGAUGUUUGUUCAGACUGGGCUUUGUGAAGUGUAAACCCAGGUCCACUGGCACCAGCACUCACCUCUGCCUUUUCUAGAAGCAGAUCAGUCCAUAAUGCCUGAAGUGCGAGACCUUUCAGAUGCUUUGCCUGACUUGCCGAUGGAUCCAAUCACAGGUGUUGGCGUCGUUGCAUCCCGGAACCGAGCACCAACAGGUUACGAUGUAGUUGCACAAACAGCAGAUGGCUUGGAUGCUGACCUCUGGAAAGAUGGCUUAUUUAAAUCCAAGGUCACACGAUACCUGUGCUUCACGAGAUCAUUUUCAAAAGAAAAUAGUCAUUUAGGCAACGUCUUGGUUGAUAUGAAGCUCAUUGAUAUCAAGGACACGUUACCUGUGGGCUUCAUCCCCAUCCAGGAGACUGUUGAUACACAAGAGGUAGCUUUCAGAAAGAAGAGACUGUGCAUUAAAUUCAUCCCUCGAGAUUCUACAGAAGCAGCAAUCUGUGAUAUCCGAAUUCUGGGUAGAUCUAAACAAGCCCCUCCUCAAUACACAUUCAUAGGGGAACUGAACAACAUGGGCAUUUGGUACCGGAUGGGCAGAGUUCCACGAAACCAUGAAUCGUCACAACCCACGACUCCUUCUUCCCAAGUACCGUCUUCAACACCAGCUCCUAACUUGCCUAGGCAUAUAUCUCUAACGCUUCCUGCCAGCUUUCGAGGCAAAAGUCACAGCACUCGCCUGGACUUGGAACACCAGCACUCAAAUUUGUAUGCCAUAUCAGCAAUGGAUGGAGUGCCUUUUAUGAUUUCGGAGAAGUUUGCCUGUGCUCCUCAAGGGAUGCAGCCAGUUGACCUCUUGGGCAUCACAAUCAAAACUCUAGCAGAAAUUGAAAAGGAGUACGACUACAGCUUCAGGACGGAGCAGAGCGCCGCUGCCCGGCUGCCGCCCAGCCCCACCAGGUGCCAGCAGCUCCCGCAGUCGUGAGCCCGGCAGCCGACGGCGGAGCGGCGUGUGCAUGCAUACUACUGAGCGGGGCGCGAGGCCGGCACGCAGUGCGCCUGGAGCCCGUCGCCGCCCUCCCUGCGCUGCACCACCCCGCUCCGGACCUGCCGUUCCACCCAUUCGGACUCCGUAACCCUUUGCCAGCUGUCCUCAUCCUCUUACACCGCUGGGGCCACUUCUCCACGUGAGUACGUUCAUUAGAACCCAACUGGCAGCUUCUACGUUGGCCCCUUCUCCCACAACCCCUGCUGCAGAGCAGCCACAGGAACACGAAGCUGUAGCAAAAUGCUGCGAACAACAAGCUGUGAGCUUGCAGAUGAUCAAGAAAUACCCAGCAGUGCUUCCUACUGCUACUGGAAAGAUAUGGCCAGUUGUGCACAAAUCCCCAGGCAUCCCGUCUGAGCUGACGUGGAGCUGGCUGGUCUGUUCCUGUUCCUCGCUGCGGGAUCGGAGCGGCAGAGCUCCAGACGCACAGAGGCCUUUGCAGCUCUUCGGCUAGCAGAUCAAGCACUGAGCUGUGCUGAGCCCACCAUUUGCCUCCACAACGACUCCUGUGCGGCCAGGAUGAACCAGACACUUCAACCAUUUAUUUUUGCUGUAGGCUCAUGGAGCCAGGAUCAUUUCUGGGAUCUGCUUUGGGCCCUCUCUCAGAUCACUGGUAAGGUGGAGGAGAUCACAAAGAUCACAAGCUGUGCUUUGGUUUCCGAGGAGAAGCACCUCUGUUUUGCACAAAGCGUUGGCGUGUCUUAUCUGGGAGGGGUGGCAAAUGCUCUAUGUCCAUCUGGGUUCGAUAUGGACAGCAAGCCAGCCAGACCCGGUAACAGCCCCUUGGCUCCUCACCACACCUGUGCACGAAGCCAGGCACCGCUGAUGAAGUGAAUGCUAUCCCCUGCCAGUUACUUUGGGCUGUUUUCUAAUAUUUGCCCCACCAGCUGCUAAAAUGAAAGAGAUGUGCCUGUUCCAUUUUGCUCUCACGGAGGGAAGUGCUGAACUCUGACGUAGUGCAGGACGAGAGUGGUUUAUUUCCACCGGUCAAGAGUGUGAUGCAUUAAACCCUGACCUCAGCCUUCUUAUGACUGGUGACCUUAGCUCGCUCCUGAGUCAAAUGCAUGUCUUAGUGAAGUCUGUUGCUGUAAUAAGUUAUUUAGAAAUGUCCAUCUGAUCUCUGUGCUGCUUUUUCAAGCCUCUGCUGUAGAACAAAGAUACAUCAUGGCAGCAAAAUGGCAAUUUUUAAGUAAGUGUUAAAAUGUGCAACUUUUUAUAUUGUAAAAUACUGAUUACCUAACCCUAUUGAAAUGCAAUUGCCAUAGUAACAAAUAACAGUAUUGCAGCUCUCAGUCUGGGUUGUAUGUAUACCCUGACCUGCUUUGCACUGCUUUUGAUUGAUCUUACAUUUUCUAGUAGGACAGAAUGGUGACUAACAGUAGAUUUUGUACUGUCAGCUUGUAUUUUUUAUUUGUACAUAUGUAAAGUAUUUCUUGUCCAAAGAUUCAUUUCUGGUUUUAAGGCACCGUACCAUAUUGCUGGGAUAAUGAACAGAAAAUAUCAUAAUAUUCAGGACAGACUGAUUCCAAUUGUCCACUUCAGCUUCUCCCAGUCAGGUAACCAUUUUCUAAAACUGCCUCCAUAAAGCAAGGCCAUGUGAUUUGAAAGCAUAGGUAGAUUUGUUUGCAAGUGUGUCGUAUUUGGGCAAAAGAACUGUUUGCAUCAGCUCUGGAGGUUUGAGUGACCCUCUGGAAGUGCUCAUUUACUUGAAGGUUGCAACACCAUUUCUAGUUCUUAUUUAUCCUACAGGCAAGCAAAGCCAGACCUUACUGCCAAGUUGCACAAAGGCUAGAUUGAUGAUGCAGACGUCGACAAAUGAACAUACCAUGGCAGCCUGGUCAUUCGGCUCAGGUUCACUUGAAGUUCAAAUACACUCUAUGCUGUAGUAGUAUGCCCAUCUCAUCCAUCUUUUGUCUUUCUUUUCUUGUGUUCGUGAUUUGUUUUGUAGUUUUCUGUGGCAUCUGUUCAUAGCUUCUCCAGUAGUUUAGUGGGCAUGACAGGUAGGCAGAAGCUGUCUACUACAACAUUGCGUUCUUCAUAGUUUCAGGCUGACGGAGUUGCAGAGAGCUGCCCUUCCCUGUUGCUGGAGAAGUGAGAGCGGCUGGUCUGGUGCAGAGGCCACCAGCGCACAGUCUGCAGUGUCCAGCAUCAGUUGCUACUGUGAGGAGAUAGUGAAAUUACUGCAUGGAGCUACUUCCUUGAGCAGCAUCUUCUCAUGCUGGAGGGCAGGAUUGACUACUUCAGUGUACAGCGGUUGAAGUUUAGUAGGGUGAGCUAUAAAAACCUGCAAGUAAAACGUUGGAAAAGUGGGUAUAUAGCUUUCAUUUCCUUUCUGUGAGAUUUAGCUUAAAGAACAUCAAUAGAUAAAAUUGAUGCUUUAAUACAUACAGCAACAAUGAUGUUUUCUCAGCCUUCUUAGAGAUAAUAAAUUCAGCUUUCCCUUCAGUGAUUUGCAAGAAAUACUGGAUGGCUCCAAAUGCUGACAGAAUAUGCAACUGGGACAAACACCUAAGAAAUCUUUGGGAUAUAUUUGCAUAGUUGUUUUUCACUCUUCCCUCCCUUCCACUGGCCUAGCAAAACUGCUUCAGGGGUGCAUCUGCGGAGAAACUUGGAAGAUAAAUUUGAUUUUGGCAGUGAGCUUCUGUACCAUGGCACUGCAAAGAUGCCCUUUACUGCAAGCAUGAGUAGUACAACUGCAGAUCUCUUGGUAUAAUCACAACAGAGGGAUUUUCAGCUAACAGCUAGAGCUGCUGAAAGCCCGUUGUGCUCUCUCAGGCUGGCAAAGCCAACAGCUUAAACCUGUGUGGGCAUUUCAGAAGAUGAUAGGGCUCAGAGCCAGCACUUAGAAGCACAGCAAGACACGCAGCACGUCUCUGUUACAGGCGUGUUGACUAUAUAUGUCUUCUUUUCAGUCCACUAAUUAUAGGGAGCUUUUUCAUUGCAAUUCUGAAUUCCCAAGACCUGUGGGCAUUUGGUCAGCAUUUCAGCAGGCAGGUUUCAUGUGCUAUUCCAUAAUUUUUUUAAUUGGAGCAAAUCUUUGCAAGGCUGGUCCUUGCAUACUCGCAGCUAGUCCUCCCUGUUGAUGUGUGCUGGAGCCAGCACCAGUGUUCCUCUGCAUCUUACUCCCUCCCUGCCCAAAGGCAAAUGUGUUAGCAUUGGCCCAGGCAAUAAACAUUCAGGGAACCUGAUAUGGCUGUUGUCUGGCAGUGAAGAAGCCUUCUGGAGUGUAAGGGGAGGGAAUGAGUCAAUGGAAAGCAGUAGAAGUGGUUUUGCAGAGCUUUAACAGAUGUGCUUGGCUACCUUGCUUCUGAUCCUAGAAUAAAACUAGACACUGUAGCUUAAUCUUGUGGUUGGUGGAGAAAUCAGUUUGCCAAAUUAUCUAUCAGAUUCCUAUCUGUGCAACUGAGAAAAAAAAGCAGCAGUGAGGGGAUUGUUUACUGUAAAAUAGACUUCUGAUGUGAAUCAGUAGUGAUGUGCUGUCUCCUAGGUUUCUCACAGCAAAGAGCAGGUAACACACUGAGAUGACUCCUGGGCCAUCCAGACCAGCCUGCAAUGUCGAAGGUGUUAAUAAUGGAAAGGCAAGAAAUUAGUCCAGAAAGUAAUGUAGAGUGUGAACUUUGUGAUAAAAUUCAAGUGUGGACUUACUUAGCAGAUGUCUUCCUGGUGGGAGCAUCCCGUAGAUGUAGUUGUGUAGGAAUACACUUUGUGAGCGCUGUUUGCUUUGCUGCAGAGUGGGGCUCCCGCGUGGCCGUCCAGCGCGCGGAGAUUGAUGGCGAUCUGCGACGUCGGGUCCGUUCGGCUCCACGCACGCACCCUCGCCCCCAGCACUUCCCCAAACUCGUAAAACCCCUCCUGAGGACCAGAAAAGCUGCGGAGAGCCCUGAGCUGGGUGCAGCACCCCACGAGCCCGACGCGGGCGGUGAGAGCGGCUCCCCCCGGCGCGGGGCAGGGACGCGGCGCCUCCCGGGCUGCCGCUCCCCAUCCCUGCCCGGCAGCGACCGCUGCGCUGGCUGUCGCGCCGGCGCGUCCCGCAGCGUGCCGGGGCUCGGCAGCAGCGGCGGCGUACGCCAGGUCCGGCCUCCUCCCAUCCCCGCUUCACGGGCGAGAGCAAAACCAGCCACCCCGCAGGCAUGUCUGCUCCUAAAGCUCCUAAGCCCUGGUGACGUGCUGGAGUGGGCUGGCUGGGAUUUCUCCUCUCCCUUUUUCCCAGCCGGGGUGGUGCGCACAGCUGCACGAGAUGGUGCCCGUGACACGCAGCUUGCCAGAAUUUUUGGGAAAGCAAGGAAUAUAAAUCCCGUUGUGCUCGCCUCGGAGCAAGGGGCGUUUUACUGGUGCAAGGGGCCACUGGGCUCCACGGCGGCAGUGCGUCCCUGCGAGCAGCACCCGCGGAGCAGCAGCACCCGGCCGGGCCCCGCAGCGCCCGCGGGACGGGAUGGGACGGGGCGCCGCGUCGCGUCGGUCGUGCCCAGGCGAUUCCUGCUUGUCCUCGAGGGCACGUGUGCAUCGCCGUGCUUGAACCUUACCUCAGCCCUUGAGCCUUGCCAGACAGACGGCACCGCCGGCGUGGCAGGGCGACCCCGCAGCGCCGGGUUUGGCUGCUCGGGGCCGUUCGGGUCUGGCAGUGCUACAGCAAGGGGCGACCCUCAGCCCGUCACGUGCUCAGUAAGGUGCUGCUCAGCUCACUCAGUACAGGGAAACCAAACCAUUUGGAUAUUCUGGUCAUUUAUUGUGAAUUUUUUCCUAACAACAGCAAUUUUAGAUGUCGUCAUAUCAAUGGAAGAGAGAAACUUUUUAUGCAGUUGCAAAGUGUUUUUAAGAUGCUAUGCAUUUUGUUGGGUUGUUGAAAGUGAAUUUACUGUGCAUUAAUCUUAUGAAUGUUAUUACCUUUUAUAUUUAUUUUAGAUGACCCUCCUGUAUUUUACAAAGGGAAGUUUCAUUGUGUGAUAACUUAGUCUGUAUUCUUAAUAUAAUUUGUUAAAUAAAGUUUGUUUUAAUCAGUU